Electrophorus electricus (electric eel) is the source of this 7243-nucleotide messenger RNA. RefSeq names its product translocated promoter region b, nuclear basket protein (gene tprb). Gene Ontology annotation, molecular function: structural constituent of nuclear pore. Gene Ontology annotation, biological process: regulation of mitotic spindle assembly; mRNA export from nucleus; protein import into nucleus. The record is from RefSeq and is a predicted model, not a curated record. NCBI's taxonomy places the organism in Eukaryota, Metazoa, Chordata, Actinopteri, Gymnotiformes, Gymnotidae. Gene Ontology annotation, cellular component: nuclear pore.
GGAAAAAUGGCGGCAGUGCUGCAACAAAUAUUAGAGCGCGCCGAGAUAUCUAAACUUCCCAAGGCCGUUCAGAGUAAACUGGAGAAAUAUUUAACGGAUCAGCAAAGUGAGAUCGAUUAUCUGAAAGCCCACCAUGAGCAGCUCCGGGUGGACAGCGAACAACAGUACUUCGAUUUGGAGAAGCGGUGCGCACAAAGCCGAGACCAAUGUGUGUCAGUAACGAAAGAACAUCAUAAACUCCAGGAGGAGUUUGCGAAGCUCGAUGAGGAGCUCAGGUGUCUGCGCGAGAAGGCCAAGGAGCACGAGGCGUCCCGCGCGAAGUUGGAGGCGCAGCAGAAUCAGCUCUCUAAAGCCAAGGAUGAGCUGGAGGCCGAGAAGAGAGAGCUCGUGCGUACGCUGGAGAGAAGGUCUCAGGAGGUGGAGAACCAGAGUGAGGACUUGAAACAACUUAACGACAGACUAGCAGAGGUGAACGCUGCAAGAAUGCAGCUACAGUUGAAGCUGGAGGAGUCUGAGGCAUCUGAGGUCUCCAUCAAGUACAAAGAGCGACGCAUGGACCAGGAGAGGGAGUUGCUGCAGGGUCAGGUGACCUGGCUGAGCGAUGAGCUGAAGACCAAGCGUGAGGAUCUGCUCACGCUCUCCCGCCAGAAGGGCAGCGAGGUCCUGGAGCUGAAGUGCAGUCUGAGCACCAAAGAGGACGAGGUUGCCCGGUUACAGGACCAUGUGGCCAGUCUGAAGUCCUCCAGUGAGAACCUUCAGAAGCAGACUGAGGACAUGAUUGGCAAGCUAAAAGAGGCCAAGGAGCAGCAAGCCAGUUUGGAAGAGAAGUUCAGGAAUGAGCUGAAUGCCAACAUCAAGCUGUCCAACCUCUACAAGGGCGCUGCGGCCGACGCGGAGGCUAAGAGUGAGGAGCUGAGACAGGCCAUGGAGGAGCUGCACAAACUCCUUAAGGAGGCGGGAGAAGCCCACAGAGCCCUGGAGGAGAAGAUGUGUGAGCUGGAGACCAAUAAGCAGAGGGAAGUCAGCGAGCUGAACGAGCGAGUCAGCAGCCUGGAGGCGGAGCUCGACACAGCCAACCAACUGCUGUCGGACAUGGGUCCCGCGUCCACGUCGGUGGUGGAGGAGCAGUUGACCACCAUGUCUCCCACAGCCGUGGCUGUGGUCAAGAUGAAGCCAGACAUGAAGAUCACAGAGCUCUACGCCGUGUCCGUGGAGUUGCAGAAGCAGCUCCAGCUCGAGAGGGUGGAGAACAAACGUGUGAACAAGUGCCUGGACGAGGUGGUGCGGGAGGUGGAGGCCAAGGCCCCUAUGCUGAAGAGGCAGAGGGAGGAGCUGGAGCGCGCCCAGAAGUCUGUGGCCAGCCUGUCAGCCCGGCUGGAGCAGGCCAUGCAGGAGGUGCAGCGCUUGCAGAGGGAAACGGACGAGGCCAACAAGCGCUGGAGUGUUGUGGAGCGAGAGAAGCAGAGGGUGGAGCUGCAGUUGGCCGACCUGGCUCAGCAGGUGCGGGUCCUGCUGAUUGAGUUGGAGGAGGCGCGUGGGAACCACGUCCUGCGUGAGGACGAUGAUGUGAGCUCGGCAGACGUGAGCAGCUCCUCUCAGGUGAUCUCCCAGCACCUGGUCACCUUCCGCAGUGUGGAGGAGCUGCAGCAGCAAAACCAGCGCCUCCUAGUGACGCUGCGCGAGCUGGGCCAGCAGCAGGAGCAGGGCGAGCUAGAGGCGCAGGACAGCAGGUGUAGUCAGCUCCACGGCAGUCUGGAGAAGGCCCAGUGUGAGCUGGCCCAGCUGAGACAGCAGCGUGUCCACCACAUGCAGCUGGUCGAGUCCAUCGUGCGCCAGAGAGACGCGUACCGUAUCCAACUGGCCCAGGCAACCGGAGCUCCACAAGGUUCUACUCCGGAGGAGUUUUCCCUCACCUCCACCCCCCGCCGCUCCCCUGCAGUCACGCCCACCACCGCCACACCCACUGGGCUCGUCACCACGGCAACGGUGUCCACGGAGACCAUAGAGGCCAAGGCUGCCCUGAAGCAGCUCCAGGAGGUGUUUGUGACAUAUAAACAGGAGCGGGCAGACAGUGAGAAGGUUCUGAAUGAACACUGUGAGAAGCUGCAGGCACAGGUGUCAGAGCUGCGCUCCCAGAACACCAGGAUCUCCACACAGCUGGAGUUUGCCUCCAAACGGUACGAGAUGCUACAGGAUAACGUGGAGGGUUACCGUAAAGAGAUCUCCUCUCUGAGGGAGAAGGUCCAGAAGCAAGCCACUGCUGGACACCAGAGUGAGAAGACCAUCCACACCCUCACAGAAGACCUGCGUGCUGCCACCGACAAGCUCACCAUGGCUGAAUCCCGUGCGGAGGCCCUGCAGAAGGAGCGGGACCUGCUGAAGCUGUCCGACUGCAGGCUGACCCAGGAGAGAGAGUCUCUCCAAACCCAGCAGCGCAGCCAGAACCUCCUGCUCACCAACCUCAAGGCCAUCCAGGCCACCCUUGAGCGCUCAGAGACAGAGACGCGCCAGCGGCUGACGGCACAGGUGGAGAAGCAGGAGAGAGAGAUCACCCUGCUGCAGAAGAGGGUGGAGCACGAGGUGGAGCAGAGACACAUCCAGGGCCGCAAUCAGGACAUGCAGCUGAUGGAUGUUAAGAAGCAGCUGGAGACUCAGUGUGCACUACACCAGAGGGCCAGAGACCAGCUGCUGGUCACCCAACAGGAGCUCUCUGCCCUCCAGGAGGAGCUGAGCCGCAGGGAGGGGGGCGUGGCCACGCCUGCCACACCCCCCGGCCUCGCAGGGCAGCGGGGUGGAGAGGUGGAGGCACUGAGAACCCGUCUGAAGCAGGCGGAGGGCAGGGCGGAGGAGCAGGCUGAGAGGCUGAAGAGUGCCACAGCCUCCGUGGAGCAGUACAGAGCCAUGUGUGUGAGUCUGGAGGAGGCUCUGGACAAGGAGAAACAGGUGACCGAGCAGGUGAGGUCCUCCGUGGAGAAGCAGGUGACCGAGGCGCAGGAACGGCAGCGAGAUCUGGAACAGAAGCUUCUAGAAGCUGAAAAGCAGAAGCAGGAAAUCCAGGAAGAGAAGCAGAAGGCUUUAGCAGCUAUGGAGGAGCAGGUGAGCGAGCUCCGGAGCAGCGUGAGCCGUCUGCAGGCUGAGCUCCAGGACGCCCAGCAGAGGGCGACGGUGUGCUCGGCCCAGGAGCAGCAAUCCCUGCUGGACAGGCAAGAGCAGGCACGGCUGGCCGCCGAGGCCCAGGACAAGUAUGAGCGAGAGAUGGUGCUCCACGCGGCCGACGUGGAGGCGCUGCAGACGGCCAAGGCCCAGGCCCUCCAGGCUGCGCAGCUCCGCCAGCAGCUGGAGGACAGGCUGCAGAGGGUGGGCGCACAGCUACUGGAGGCCCGCAUCUCCUGGGAGGAGCAGGAGAGGCUCCUGAAGGACGAGCGGACCAAGAUAGAGUCGCGCUGUGAAGACUUGCAGAGGCAGAAUGAUCUUCUCCACGACCAGCUCCAGACUCUUAGUGGCAGCAUGGCAUCACAGCUCCAGCAGGCCGUCCCGCAGAGCUCACUCAACACCUCUCUGUCCGAGGAGGGCAGGUCUCAAGAGCAGAUCCUCGAGGUCCUCCAGUUUGUACGUCGGGAGAAGGAGAUAGCAGAGUCUCGUUUCGAGGUGGCUCAGAGCGAGAGUCUGAGACACAGACUACGUGUGGAACACCUGGAGAGGGAGCUAAAGGAGCUACAGGACACACUCAGCGCAGAGAGGGAGAGGACACAGGUAACCUCCAGGACCUUGGCCCAGCACGACGAGCUGAUGAAGAAGACGGAGACCAUGAACGUGCUGGUGGAGACCAACAAGGAGCUGCGAGACGAGAAGCAGAAACUGGAACAGGAACUCCAGCAAACUCAAGCCAAGGUACACAAGCUGGAGUCGGACAUCUUGCCCAUGCAGGAGUCGAACGCGGAGCUGAGCGAGAAGAGCGGAAUGCUUCAGGCUGAGAAGAAACUUCUGGAAGAGGACCUGAAGCGUUGGAAAGCCCGCACGCAGCACCUGGUGAGUCAACAGAAGGACACGGACCCCGAGGAGUACAAGCGUCUGAGCUCUGAGAAGGAGGCUAACCUGAAACGGAUACAGCAGCUGAGCGAGGAGGCCGGCCGGCUGAAGGCGGAGACGGCCCGGAGCGGCCAGGCAGUCACAACGCUCCAGUCUCAGGUGCAGAACCUGCGCGGGGACCUUGGCAAGGCCACCGCCGAAAGGGACCUCCUGAAGAAGGAGCUGGAAGCCAAGACCCAGAACAUCCAGGAGAAGGUGAAGACCAUCAUGCAGGUCAAGAAGAUCGGUCGCCGCUACAAGACCCAGUACGAGGAGCUCCGGGUGGAGCACAGCAAGAUGCUGGCUGCCGCGGCAACACCUGUCCAGGACCAGGAGGCUCAACAGACCGCAGCUAAUGAGCUCCAGGGUCUCCGAGAAUCCCUCAGCCAAUCAGAGACGAAGAUCAGGGAGCUGGAGGCCCAGCUGGAGGCGCUCAACAGAGUGGUCGGGGAGCGCGAGGCUGAGAAUCGCACCCUGCAGGAGCAGGCGUCCCGCCUGCAGGGGGAACUAGCGCACAUGCGCCAGGAGCUGCAGGAGAAAUGUGGCCAGGAGGAGCGUCUCCGUCAGCAGCUGGCUGAGAAAGAGGAGAGGACCAGGAAGGCCAUCAUGGGGGCCAAACAGAAGAUCAACCAGCUCGUGGACGUGAAGGCCCAGUUGGUGAAGGAGAAGGAGGAGCUGAGGCAGCAGCGGGAGGAGCUGGAGGUGCGCGUGAACGCGCUGCGCUCCCAGUACGAGGGACGUCUCAGCCGCCAGGAGAAGGAGCUGCGAGACCUGCGUGAGCAACAGGAGAGACAUGGGGAGCAGAGAGAUGAGACCACUGAGCAGGGUGCUAGCAAGACCCAGGACCAGCAGAGAGGUGCAGAACAGCGGCAGAUCUCGCUGAAGCCGACACCAGCCGCAGAACGAGGAAGCGCAAGCUCCUCGGAGCCUCCCACGGCCAACAUAAAGCCCACGCCCCUGGCAGCUACCCCCAGCAAGCCUCCCGCCACCCCAGGAAACAAGCCCACGCCACGGGCCAGCAUCAAGCCCAUGAUCACCCCAGCCCCUGUGCCCACGCCCACCCCCACCGCCACGGUCAUGCCCACCACCCAGCUGGAGACACAGGACUCCCUGGGGUCGGGGGAGGGGGCCGUGGACCAUGUGCGCUCAGUGCGCUCCACCAGCCCCAACGUUCAGACCACCCUGACAGCGCAGCCUGUGCUGGGCCUGCAGCAGAGCCAGACCACUGCCUUCGUCCAGCCCACCCAGCAGCAGAGCCAGCCCCCUGCUGCCGAGCCAACCACUCAGGAGCCCCCACCGCCCGUCACGGCUGCCGCGGCGGUCAUGAUGGAGGCCACGCCCAGCACCUCGCAGGUGGAGAGACCCUCCACGUCCACCGCAGUGUUUGGAACAGUGUCGGCCACGUCUGGCAGCGCUUUGAGCAAGAGGCCACGGGAGGAGGAGCCAGAGAGCCUGGGUCUGGAGGCGGAGCUUCAGGAGGAGCCCAGUGAGCCCCCCAUCUCCAAGAAGCUGCGUGUGCAGAGACUGGGCCUGGAGGAGGAGAUUCUUGCUGAAGACAGCGCUGAGGCUGAGAGCCUAGUUCCAUUAGAGAGUCAGGACACCCCCGACAUAGCUGAAGAGCUGGAGAACUACCCCAGUCUCGAGGAGGUGGACGUGGAGCCCACAGUCACCAGGUCCAUCCCUGUGGAGCUGCUCCUGACUCAGAGGCCCAUAGCGGCACACAGCCAGGAGGAGCCUGGCGAGAAGGUCAUCGUCAUCAUCACUGACUCAGAAAGCGAGGAAGAGCAGGAGGAGACAGAUGAGGAGGAGCAGGACUAUGAGGAGGAGGAGGAUGAAGAAGAAGAAGAAGAAGGAGAGGAUGAGGAAGAGGAGGAGGAGGAUGAUGAUGAUGAAGGAGGAAUCGGGGAUGAAGGAGAGGAGAGCAACGAGGGAAGCGGCAGUGGAGAUCCCAACGAGGGCUAUGAGGGAGACGACCAGGAGGGUCCUGAGGCUACAGACCCAGGCACUGAGAGGGAGGAGAGUUUGGGGACAGUGGACGCCGCCCAGCGUGUGGCCGACUCGCAGACGUCCAGCUUGGAGUCCAGCACACUGGAGUCCUUCUCCCCGGAGCCGCCCAUUACCAGCUCUGCUCCUCGCCCCCUGCCAUCACCACGGAGACUGCAACACCCGCUUCCCCCUCGACUCAACAUCCUGGCCCCGCCCACACAGGAACUGGGUCCACCUGUUCAAGUCCAGCGCGUCCCUGUCCGACGCCAGCUGACUCCAGGGCCAGCCAGCAGCGCACUCUUCUCUGAAGAGGACGACCGUAUGGUUCCCAGUACACCCACGUUGGUCGUGCCGCUCCGCUCAGACGGAUUCUCAGACGCCAUCCACUCUCCACAGGUAGCCGGGGUGCCGCGAUUUGGCUUUGGCCUCCCUGACGAGCUCCCUCAGACCAGCUCCUCUCACUCGGACCUUGGUCAGCUGGCAUCCCAAGGAGGGCUGGGUCUGUACGACAGCCCCCUGUUCCUGCCCGGCGCAGACGAGGAGUGUGAGGCCCGUAGCGUCCCCACCACCCCUCUCCAGUUGGCCGCGCCUGUUUUCUCCCCUGUCCAAUCAGUGACUGCGUUUUCGGAGACCCUCCCCUCAGAGGUGACAGAGCACGCCUCCCAGUCUGUGCCCAUGGUGAGCACAUCUACUCCUGGGCCCAGCGCCAGCGAGGAGCACAGUAACCUCCUGGAGCCAGGGGGCGAUGGAAGCAGUGCUGAGGCCACGCUGGAGCCUGUGUCCCAGACAGAAGCUGAGGAGCCAGCAAAGCCCUCUGAUGAAGCCAGUUUGCCCUCAACUAGCCAGGAACCCUCUUCAAGCUCCGCAGACACGAGUACCAGCCAGCCUGCCAAGGCCAGAGUGGCGUCGGGCAGACAGUGGACUCGGGCGCGCGCUGCCCGUGGCUUUAAGAGAGAUGGGUUAGGAGUUAUGGGGGUACGAGGGCGUUUUGCCCGGUAAAAAAAACUUGCCGCAGGUGUCGGUCAUUCCGGUCCCUACUGCAACACAAACUGGACGAAUACAGUUCCCAUCACAUCUCUGGUUCAGAUGCUUGAGUUGUUUAAUUAUAACCAUGUGUCCCUUUGUUUAAUGUUUUAUGGGCUGAUUUUAUGUGUGUAUAAUAAAGGCCUUCUCUGGUUAAAAUAAAAAA